Molecule: messenger RNA, 34828 nt
Organism: Pelobates cultripes (western spadefoot toad)
Lineage: Eukaryota; Metazoa; Chordata; Amphibia; Anura; Pelobatidae
Source: the annotation of a GenBank genome assembly
CAGAGACCAGAGCAAAGCAGAGAAGGAGAAGGAUAAGAAAAAGCAAGAUACAAGAUAGCAGAUGUAAAGCAAAAAAGAAAUAUAAAAACAAUCUAGGUAAUUAGAGAAUGGGUGAGAACCAUUUGAACUAGAUAUACCAACGGUCAAAAGACAGAUUAGGUUGCAAGGCUCAAUAAAGAUACAUUGAAGAGAGAAAUAUUCAGUAAUAUCUAACAAGACAAACAGGAUAACUACAAAAAUUGCAGCACAGGCUCUGUUUACACUGGCAUUUAAUUUUGUGGUUGAGAUUUCUUCAGGCUUUUUUUUUUUUUCGGGAAGUGGUGUGACUUCGACAUUCAAACAAAGAUUACCUUCCUUCAUGGCGGAGAGAGUUUGCAGGUCAGACGAACUGAAGAGGAAUCCCAAACCAAGGCAAGUAAGUUUUCAAAUGGGGCAGAUAUGGUUACAUUUAUUUGUUUGUUUAUAUGUUUAGUUUUGUUUUUGUUUUUUUGGUCUCCAAUGAAAAAUAGUCCUAAACCUCUGGCUAUUUCUGGAAUGUGAUUCCAUUAUAAUCAACAAGGGAUUAUGGGAGGUGUGGUUCAGCCACAGCUGGAGAUUAUUGUUGCAUCUGUCCUCAUUUAACACUCACACCUGCACUUUUCACCUACAAAACUUCUCGAAAGAUAUGGAAUUCUAUUCUUUGCACAAUAAAAUCUUCUAUUAAUCCUUAAAAAAAAAAAAAAAAAAAACUUUAUAUUUAGGAAGGCAUAUCAACAAAUGAGCUAACUUCUUUACCCUGAAUCAUCUCCUCUUUGUUUUAACUAAUCCCAGCUUCAAGUCACCUGUUUAAUUCAAAUAAUGUUUAAAGACAUAUCAUUGUUACACCUAGCAAUCAAUUUUUACUUUGAAUAGAAUGCACUUAACCCUUUGCGUACUUUUACUUUUUAGAUUGUGAACUUGUCGGAUCAGGAUCCUCACGGUUUCUUGUCCUAGAAAAUGAAAAUUAUAACUUUUAUGUCUUUUAAAAUGGUCUACAAUAGUUCUAAUAUGACCAUGAAUUGCGAGACAGAUUUUUUUAUUUUUCCCUUCGAAAAAAGGACAAAUCUAAAAAAUGUACAGUUAGUAUUAGAGAAAAACAUGGGGUCAUCAAGAUGGUUAUUCUCAAAGACAGUCUAAACAGUAACUUGUAAUAUAUGUAUAUAUAACAAAGAUAUAUAAUACAUUUACAAAAAAUGGUACUGAAAAUCAGUGUACAAGUUUCCUUCUCCCAUUUAGAGUUUUGUGCAUUUAGAAGACCUGCGUGUAUCCUGUUAAGAUUUGUGCUAGUGUGGUGCUGAGACAGAGCAUCUCAGCAGUGACGUGAUUAUUUGGAACUCAAACUGAAAUAAACAGGCAAGACAAUCAACUCGAAUUGUUAAUGGUAAACUGAAAAGUAAACAAAUAAUGUAAAAACAAGACAGCAACAAAACGCCUAACAUUGCAAAUGGACAGAGAGGGUCACUUUUAUUUUAGGGGUGUAACCAGGGGCGGGGCUGUUCUGAUAAAUUUUAGUUGACUUACCAGUGGCAAUUCUUGUAAUAUAGGACAAGAACAAUGUAUCUUAUUUACUCAGACUGAUUCAUAAACAUAUUUAUAGUGAUUUAUAGACACAUUACUGUGAGUAUUAUGGCGGUGGAGCUCUGCUAUACACUAAGGCACAUCAACUAUAUGGAGCUCCUAGAAAAGAGGGACAGAGGGAUUUGGGCCCAAAAUAUGGAGUGGGCCUCCUAAAUCACAUUCACUGCAAAUUGAGCCCUUGGUUUAUGCUGCCUGCUUGUAUAGAAGCAAGCUCUUUUUAAUGACAGGUCAGAGGUCUGUAGGCCAAAUGAGGUUUGAAACAAACAACCAAGCAGCUCUGGCAACUGUGAAAGCAGAACGGCAGAUCUUAAAGCGUCUCUGUCACUGUUUUUUUUUUAUUAUUAUUUAUUUAUUUUUUUUACUUGUCAGGCAUCUUCCCUUCGUCUGCCACAUUUUUGUCUUAACCAAAGGAAAAAAGUUACCUGCACUCUCUCCUUAAUCUCUAUGUAUAUUUAAACAAAUGGAGGUAAUUUAGUUACUGGAAGGUAUGCACGCCUGCCAAUGUCAAGGCAGACCCCCCUAGACGGGUCCUACUCUGACCCUUCACCUUGCUUCCUUAAGCUUCUGGCAAAGAUAUCGCUAAUGAGACAGAAAUUUUUAUUUUUUAUAUACACCCCUAUAUACUUAUUAAGCCCUUAAUAGGGAACACAUGGGAUGGGCGGCAGCAUUGUAACAAAGCUGUGUAAUACAAAAAGUGAAUACAAAUACAAAAAUAAAAGUCCUGCGCUCACUCCCAUCACUCCUGGGCGGCAGCAACGACCACAGUACACAUCAGCUCCCAUACACAUGGUAAAAACCAAAGAAAAAAAGUUACCUGCGCUCUCUCAUUAAUCCCUAUGUAUAUUUAAACAAAUGGAGGUCAUUUAGUUACUCCAAUGGCCACUGGAAGGAAUGGCUGCCUGCCAACGUCAAGGCAGACCCCCCCCAGAUGGGUCCUACUCUGACCCGUCACCUUGCUUCCUUGACUGUGGUCGUUUCCGCCCAGGAGUGAUGGGAGUGAGCGCAGGACUUUUCUUUUUGUAUUAAGGGUUAAUAAGUAUAUAGGGGUGUAUAUAAAAAAUACCCCUCUCGGUCUCAUUAGAGAUAUCUUUGCCAGAAGCUCAAGGAAGUAGGCUGGAGGGUCAGUGUAGGACCCGUCUAGGGGGGGUCUGCCUUGAAGGUGGCAGGCCGGCAUUCCCUUCAAUGGCCAUUGGAGUAAAUAAAUGACCUCCAUUUCUUUAAAUAUACAUAGGGAUUAAGGAGAGAGUGCAGGUAACUUUUUCCCUUUGGUUUUUACUAUAUAUUGGGGCUGAUGUGUACUGUGGUCGUUGCUGCCGCCCAGGAGUGAUGGGAGUGAACGCAGGACUUUUCUUUUUGUAUUUGUAUUCACAUUUUUGUCUUCUCAACUUAACAUUUUUUGCAAAGUUAUACAUAAGGCAAAGUAGAGACUAUGUUUCCUCAUGUAUAAACUGCAGGUUGACAAAGAGUGGAGCUUUAGUGAUGCUCCAAGCCUACAGUCAACUUUAUCAUUGGCUGUCUAUGUGUAUACUCACCUUCCCCCAGUGGCACGUCACGGAUCCUCAAUGUUGACUCUUACACAAUUGCUAGACUCAACUGAGGUCUGCUGAAGCCCAUCGUGGUACUGGGUAUGCGUGUGAUAUGACACACAUGGCCAGGGAUGGGCAGAAAAUACUAUUUCCGUGUUAAACUUUCUAAGAUGGCAGAGCCAAGAAAGUAGAUCCUGCAGGACCUGAACAACAGAUGGGAUGGAUUUCUUCUUGGGACUCUUUAGCAUUAAAAAAAACCCAAAACCUGUUUAAUGCUGGCUGGAAGGUCCUGCCAGGGUAUUCCUGAUGUUGUAACCACUUCACUAAGAUAAAGCAGCUCUGGUACCCACAGUUUAAGGGUUUGAGUUACCUCCAGAUUCAAUUAUUGGCUUACAAAAGUAUAUGCUAGCAUUGCUUAAGGAAUAUUAAUUUAACCAAUACAUGUCAUCAUAGCAUUGAGAAACUUCCAAAAUAGACUUAACCCAUUUUAUUUCUAGACAAUAGUUAUUCUUAUUUAUAGAAAUAAAAAAAAUCCUUUAUAUUUUGUUCAGAUUACAUCUUAGGCAAAAACAAACAAACACUUAAUGUUAGUGUGUCCUGGGAUUUAUGUAGGAAGGUGAAAUCAACGCUAGGGCCUUGGGCUUUCCACACCCUGACUGUAAUUCCAAGUAUUGCUACGUAGGAGGUUGUAUUUUUUUUUUUUUUUUACUCCUCUGCAAGAGAUGUUCUUUUUCCGGAAAAAUAACAAUAGGUUCUAUUGAUGUAAUUAGAGUUGAAAUAUAUUUUAUAAUUGCUACCUGGAAAAACUAUUUUUUUUUAUACACUAUAUAACUAGUCCAGAAAAUAAUGAAAGCUUUUAAGCUGCGGGAGAUUUUAUAUCUAAGACUAAAUACAAGAAACAGCACAUUGCUUUUUCUAGAUAUAAAGUGUAAUUUUGUGUCUAAGAACCAUCUACCUCUUAACAAAAAAAACAAAAGACACGGAUUUGAUUAGAACUGUGAGAACAGGCAAAUAACCCGUAGCUUGCCCUUUGGUUAGUGUCUAUUCUCAUGUCUUAUAUAGGUUUUAAAACGGCACUGUCAACCCCCUUCCCCACUCAUAUUGACUGUGUGGGAGUUUUAUUGAAAUUCCAACCCAGUCAAGAUACAUGCUGAGACAAAGUAAGGACUACUUUGUCUCAAUAUUUCUCCUACGCCUGACACCUCUAGACACUGGGCGACUAGAAGUGACAGCUGAAGAUAGUUGGCUUUAUCUGUGGAGAAUCCUGCAGUCAUGUGGGAUUCUCCAUAGACCUCAAUGUUCUACUCUCGCAUGUGAGUACAGCAGUGACAUUGGCUCCUGGCAGCUGAAGCACCAAGAGCUAAAGAGGGUCCACCAGAAGAAGAAGGCGGUGACCGCAAGGGGCAGGUUCAGGUAAGUAGAACUCAUUUGCCUGCCCUCUCCCUGGCCAUUGGAUCCCCAGUGGCAAGGUCACCAUUGUUUUGGUUUUUUUUUAAAUCUCACAGAUGGUGACAGUGCUGCUUUAAAGGGACACUGUAGUCACCAUAGCAACUACAGCUUAUUGUAUUUGUUCUGGUGAGUAUAAUCAGUCCCAUCAGGAUUGUGUGUGUGUGUGAACACAAAAUUGGCACAAAGUCAUGAAAAGAAUGACAAACAGGAUAAAAUGGGCAAAAAGAGAAAGAAAGAUGUGGCAAGAUGCACAAAGGGGGCAAAAGGAUGGGGGAUAUUAGACAGAGAGGUGGAGACAAAUUUUGACAGGUGAAGACAAAUUCUGUAUAGAUAAAAAUCAUUGCUCUGGCCAGGUGCACAAGGGAUGCAAUAUCACCUGAUGAUUAUUCCAGUCUUCUUUUAGCUGCAACUAAUACCUCUCUAUGUGCAAUGUCAAAUUUUCCAAGUCUGAAUUACCCUUUUGACUUAGAAAUACGUAAUCAUAUGUAAAUAGCAAAGAUAAAAUGUAUGAGAACAUGUUCACUGCAAUACAAGAAUUAAAAGUUCUGGUUUCUUAGCUUGUACCCUUAUGGGAAUGAUCAAGCUGGUCAGGUGAUAGCACUCUGGUUGGUAUGCCUGGCUCCAACUAGUGAUAUGCUAAUUCAGAUAUGUGGCGCAUACACAAGAAUCUUCUGGAAAGGCACUGGAUUUCAUUGCAUCAAGAGGCCUAUACUGGCUAGAUCAAAGCAGUAUAGAAUGAGAGUUUUGCAGGGUUCAGAAAAACUAUGACAAACAUUAAGUAUUCUCUUAACCCUAUUUGCUUUCUUAAAGGGACACUCUGUGGUGGAAUCGCUGCUCUUUUACAUGUGUUUCCCCUGUAUGCUUGUUUAUUGUGCCCACUCCCCGUUCGGAAGUGCUUCCACGAAGGGAAUUCAUUCACCUCCCGAACGGGGACCACCCCAACACCUCAUUUAGAAUGUUAGGUUAGAAUGUUCACACCUCGCAACAUAAGUGUCAAAACCGCAAACUGCAAGGGAAACAAUUAAUGAUUGCUUCCCUGGGUGUCCGCCAUUCGUACAGGCGAACGCCACCAGGGGGAAUAUUCGUGGAUUGUUUCUCGCCUCGUUCAUUCCCGAACGAGGGCCUCCCUGGUGCCUCAUUAGAACGUUCACACCAAUUAAUCAGAACGUUCGCACUCACAACAUAGGUGUGAAACCUCAAGGGAAGUAAUUAAUAAGUGCUUCCCUGGGUGACUGCCAUUUGUAUAGACAAACGCCAGCUAGAGGGAGCAUUCAUACCCCAAAAGAAGACGCUUCCCUUGACUGGGUUUCACACCAGGAUCUCGCCAAUUGAGACUAGUCGAUCGAGGGACCAAGGCGAGGGUCCCUGAGAUUGGUUGUGGGCACUUUUGGGGCACUGAUGAGUUUGGCGGGCUUCCCUUGACUGGGUUUCACACCAGGAUCUCGCCAAUUGAGACUAGUCGAUCGAGGGACCAAGGCGAGGGUCCCUGAGAUUGGUUGUGGGCACUUUUGGGGCACUGACGAGUUUGGCGGGCUCUCAUGAGCCUGAGGGACAAAGGGACCAGCUCUCUUCCCGCUGGCGGGCUUUUCUGUGCCUGGGAGACAAAGGGACCGUUCCUUUUUUCCGCGCUUAGACUUCCAGGCACAGAGGCUCUUGGGAAGAAAACCCCUGGCGGUUGGUGUAGGGACCCGGUGGACUUAGUGGUGGGAUUUGGGGACAAAACAAAUUGGGUCUCUUCCCGUGCAGGGAGGGAGAGGAUCUGGGAUGUGUCCUUGUAUGUUUGUGUGGAAAACCCCUUGCACGGCGUAACGCAUUAAGCCAUGUAUGACCAAUAAAAUCGUGUUGUACCUCCAGUACUGUGUGUCGUCCAGUUACUGGGGGGUGUAAUGGGUCUCUUGAUACUAUAAAUAGUUCCUGACUGGCUGAAGGAAGGGAAUUAGCAGAGGUAACAGGUCGGGUUACCCUGGGUCCGCUACACACUCCACUGCCCAAAUUAAAAAAAACUAUAAAAAUCACUGUUAAUUAGAUACACCCGCCUCUUGGAUUUAGCUCCACUGAGCUGAACAACCAGGACGUAACAGGACUGGUUGUCUGAGAACCAGUUGUAUAAGAAGGUUAAUUUAUAAAAGUGCCAAUUUCUAUACAAAUUUGCACUUUUUUUGUAAAAUGUAACAAUCUUAACAUAAAUACAUAAAGCAUUUCAUUAAGUGCUUUUGGAGUCUUAAGUAGGGCUCGAUUUGCCAAGUAAACUGUAAUACUAAUACUUGUUCUUGGACAAGAACAGUAAGAAUGCUUCAGGAACAUUAAACAGGGGGACACAUUAGAUACCACAGUCAAAACUUGGAAAGUAUUUGAAGGGAUAUUAAGGGAUAAUAUUCAGAAAUUCAUGGGGGGAGCAGUGUUAUUAGUAAUAAUCAGCAUGGUUUUAUGAAACAUAGGUCAUGCCAAACUAACCUAAUUGCAUUCUAUGAAGAAGUAAGUAGAAGUAUAGAUUGAGGUGUUGUAGUGGAUGUUAUCUACUUGGAUUUUGCCAAGGCGUUUGAUACUGUUACUCACAAUAGGUUAGUGUUCAAACCAAAAGAAAUGGGUCUAGGUGACAAUUCUUGCUCUUUGGUAGAACAUUGGCUUAAAUUUAGAGUAGAGAGAGCUGUCAUUAAUGGUACAUUUUCAAUCUGGACAAAAGUGGUAAGUGGUGUCCCUCAGGAUUCUGUUCUGAGACUGCUUCUAUUUAACAUAUUUAUAAAUGAUCUUGAAAUAGACAUUGAGACAUUGAAAAUCAUGUUUCAGUGUUUGUAGAUGACACAAAACUCUGUAAAACAAUACAAUGUGAGCAGGAUAUUACUUUGCUGCAGAGGGAUUUAGACAGAUUUGGGGACAGGGCACUUAAAUUGCAGAUGAAACUUAAUGUAGAUAAAUGCAUUUCAGGGUAAAGAAUGCACAAGUAACGUACACCCUAAUGCUAGUGACCUAUGGAUAACAAUACACGAGAAGGCUUAGAGAAUUGUUAUAGCCAACAAACUAGGCAACAAUAUGCAAUGUCAAUCACCAGUUGCUAAGGCCAGUACGGUAUUGUCAUAUAUUAAUAAAGGCAUUAAUUCUCCAGAUUAAAUUAUAAUUUUGCCUCUUUAUAAAUCACUGGUAAGACCACAUCUUGAGUAUGCUGUGCAAUUUUGGGUAUAGAAGAGCGAUAGAAGCUAUUAUGGGUACAACAUACAUCCGGGCAGCCAGGCCAGUAAAGGAAAAUCUUUAAACUCCACAUCAGCCAUGAAAAUAGUCGGGUGCUGGUGUGCAGGUACAAGGCUUAAUCCAGAGGGGAGCAAUUGUCCUGCUCUGCCCCCCCAUAGAUGUGAUAAAUCUCAGAGUGAAUGACACAAAAUUAUUGGCAGAUACAUAUCCGGUUAUUCAUGCUGUUUGUAUCUACUCUCUAAGGCCUACUCGGAGUAGUUGUGAGUAAGAAAGAUGCUUUACUGUUUGCACAGGCUCUCCCUACAGGAGUCCCCAAUGCCCCCUAUUUACAUUACUUUAGUGAGAAUCUGAAAUAAAAGAGGAGUUGCCUGGGAGUGGAGACUGGUGCUUUGCUGAUAAACCCUUAGAACACAAAAAAAUAUUUUAAAACCGGAAAGUUUCUUUUUUAAAAUACUAAUAUGAUAGUAUGCAAUGUAUCAAGAUAUCUUUUUUUAAUCUCAUUAUUAAAUAAUGUUUUUUUAAUAAAGUAAUAAUGUAUUCUUGUUUAAUCUGAUUUGAUACUUUAUUUUUCUGUAGGGCAAGCACAGAACAUACGUCACUUCCUCGUACUCUUGGUGAACUACAGCUCUACCGGGUUCUGCAGAGGGCCAAUCUGCUUGGGUACUAUGACACCUUCAUCCAGCAGGGUGGUGAUGAUGUGCAGCAACUAUGUGAAGCUGGAGAAGAUGAGUUUCUGGAGAUCAUGUCUCUUGUUGGCAUGGCAACAAAGCCAUUGCAUGUACGUCGACUACAAAAAGCCCUCAGAGACUGGGCAACCAACCCUGCACUAUUUAACCAGCCAACAUUGGGCAGUAUCCCCAUCAGCAACAGUAUACCAUUAUUCAAAAUAUCUGAAACAGUCGGUAAGGUUGGGAGGCACAGCAAUGGGCAUCUCAAUAUCUCUGACAGUCAUGGAAAGGGCCCAGGAACUUUUGGACUCUCAGAAAAACAUGAACAGAAUGGAAAAUACUCUCCUUCCCAGGUAGAGAGGAGGUCUUGGAUGUCUAACAUUUCCCUGGAAGCAGAUGAAGGAGAUGAUGAAGAUGUUGAUGAUGAAGAUGAUGAUAGGGGAACACAAUAUGCUCAACUUGGAGAAAGACUAGAACCUGAAAUGGUACAGGUAGUUUCAGAAAGUGUGGACAGGCUGAUGAAAGGGCUGCCACGGGGAGAUAUGAGUGAGGCUCGAUCCAUGCUCAAACUAAAUAAGAAAGUGAGCCGCUCACUGGGACAUAUCUUUCACAUGAAUGAUGGAAGUCAGAGGAAGGAACGCGAGAUUCGUAGGCACAGUGCCAUUUAUGGAAGGAGUGAAUCCAAGAGACGUGAAGGAAAGAGACUCACACUACAUGAGGUCAGAAAUGAUACCAACUAACUUUUAACCUAUCUGGGGUGUCCUCCUCUUUCUAGGGUUAUACAAAUAAAAGUGACUUACUGAAAAGUUGUUCAUCAUCUUAUAUAAUCUAAACAGGAGUACCCAUUGAUGCAGAAUAUUGCCUUUGCCGCUAGUCGGCCUGCAGUGCAAUGCAUGCUUAUCUAAAGUAAUGGCCACUUUAUCAAAUGGGCAGCUACUCUGGACACAUCAUUGUCAGGGGCCCAUUGCCAAACUGGCCUGAGGGACAGUGGAUCAGUCUUACAUUUUCUGCCCUACCACCAGAUGGCACUGCAGUGCCCAAACAGCAGCUCUUCAAGGGCUCCUCUGCAUCAUGAAGGUAAUUGUGAUUUUGAAUGUUUAUUAAGUCUUAUUGCAUGUGAGUAUCUAGUGUUCAUUGGUACGGUCUCUUUUGUAUUUAUUGUGUCCACAAACAUGUUAAAAGUAGCCAUGUGUAGCAUGUACAUUCUAUGCACACCAUUUUACUGGUUUAAUAAAAACCCGUACUUAAACACUACCUUGAAAUACAUUUUUAACACUGACUUUAAAAAGGAAAUAGGAUUAGUUAGAUUCCUUAAAAUUAGGUAUGGCGAAAAGCAGAUGCCCAGCUAUUGUAGAACUAACAUCUAGAUGAUAUCCUCCCUCUCCCUUCAAUGCUGGCAAAGCACAUUGGGAGUUGUAGUUUUGCAGUAGCUAAGGAUCUUCCUUUGGCCUGCCCCUGAACUAAAUCAUCCAUCAAAAUAGCAGAAUGCCAGAUCUGGUGGACAUUUUCUUUCCUUUUAUUGUAACGCAUGCUCCAUCCAUCAGUUGUAUUCCUAGCACUAUAGCCCCAUGUGUUCCCCCCCCCCACCCCCCACCCUGCAAUGCUUUCCUGUGGGGGUUUUACUGACGCUGGAUGUUCUCAUACUUAGCGUGCGGACCAACAUCAGUUAGGUGACCAAAAGUCUCCUAGCAAGCAGGAAGUGCUUGAUAACCACUAGAGGCAGUCUUAACCAUGCAAUGUAAUCAUUGCAGAUAUCAGAAACUGCACUAAUUAACAUUGCAGGGUUAAGGGGAAAGGGACAUUGCACCCAGACCACAUCAAUGAGAUGAAGUGAUCUGGGUGCCUAUAGUGUCCCUUUAAUAGUUUUAUUGGUUUACAUUAUUUCACAAUAAAAAGAUGUGCAGUACUGAACAAAAGACAACAAUUAAUAUAGGUAGGAGCACACAACAAAGUACAGCCUGCAAAGAUAUGAGUCGGAAUAGCCACUUCCCCUAGUGAUCAAACAUAUGUACAACUUGAACUCAUCAACUGCACACCAAUUAGCAAAGAUAAAAAUAGUUUAUAUUUUUAUAUAUUAUAAUAUUUUUAUGCAUAUAUAUAUAUAUAUAUAUAUAUAUAUAUAUAUAUUUCUCCAAAUAAGUGUAUCAUCAAUUAUUCAUAAGAAGGCAGUCAGAAGUAAUUUAUCAAUAUGAUAUAUAUAUAUAUAUAUAUAUAUAUAUAUAUACAUACAAACGUUAGAAAACAAUUCAAACUUAAACAAGUAGAAUGCAAAAAACAAAACACACAACUAAAGGACCACUAUAGGCACCCAGACCACUUCAGCUCAAUGAAGUGGUCUGGGUGCCUGGUCCCUCUAGUUUUAACUCUGCAGCUGUACACAUAGCAGUUUCAGAGAAACUGCUAUGUUUCACUGAGGAUUAAUCCAGCCUCUAGUGGCUGUCUCAUUGACAGCUGCUAGAGGAGCUUCCGCGAUUCUCACUGUGAAAGAAUCCUGGAAGAUGAAGUUUUGAUACAUUUGGGGAUCUAUCUUUUGGGCACCCCUUGUGUACAUAGUGUUACCUCUUAUGCUUAUAACCAGGAAAAAUAGACACACAACACCAGAACAAAGUACUUAUAGUACUGAACAAAGACAUAUGAGAAAAAAAAGACAUUCUAAUAUAUUGUCUGGUUGACAAUUGAGAUAAAUAUAGUCCUCAAACAUCUGUAGUGCAGAAUGCAAGCUGUUUUUUCUGAAACUUGUUUCUCUGCGUUUUUUCUUGGCUAGAUGGUUGUACAAAACAUGGGUAGUCUACAUACAUAGCUGUGGAGGGGCAAUUUUUUGACUUUGGUCUAGUCCUGAAUGACAGUCUUCUUAUUUACACGUGAUGUCCAGGGGUGUAUUUACUGUGAGGCUGACAAGGCAUUUGCCUUGGGCGGCACUUUCUGGGGGGAAAAUGCCUUGCCAGCCUCUUGUCCCAGGGGCAGCGCUGGCAGGGGCGGCACUUUCCGAGCAGGCGGUGAGGGAGCACUGAUCCUCCUGUUCAGCUCCCUCACACGUACUGCAGUGAUGCCGGAGCCAGAAUAUGACAUCACUCUGGCCCAGCAUCACUACGCAGCGCACGAGGGAGCUGAACAGGAGGAUCAGUGUUCCCUCGCCGACUGCAGUGACCGGCCAGCCGGCCGCCAAGCAGCGCCACUUGACCCCAGGGAAAGCGAGAAUCCACCCCAGCACUCCCAAAGGUAGGGAGGCUGGGGGGAUUGAAUUUUUUAAAAAAAGUGAGUGUGUUUGUGUGUCUGGUAGUGAGUGUGUGUGUGUCUGUUAGUGUGCAUGUCUGUUAGGGAGUGUGUUACUAAGUGUGUGUCUGUUAGUGUGUGUGUUACUAUGUGUGUGUCUGUAAGUGGAUGUGUUAGUAUGUGUGCGUCUGUAAGUAAGUGUGUUAGUGUGUGUCUGUUAGAGAGUCUGUUAGUGUGUAUGCAUGUCUGUGACUGUGUGUGUCUGUUAGUGAGAGUUUAUGUGUGUCUGUUAGUGUGUGUCUGUUAGUGUGUGUGUGUGUGUCCGUCCGUGAGUGUGUUAGUAUGUGUGAGUGUGUUAGUGAGUGUGUAUGCAUGUCUGUUAGUAUGUGUGUAUCUGUUAGUGUGUGUGUGUCUCUUAGUGAGUGUGUUAGUAUGUGUGUCUGUUAGUGAGAGUGUAUGCAUGUCUGUUAGUGAGUGUGUGUCUGUUAGUGACUGUAUGUGUCUGUUAGCUAGUGUAUGUGUGUCUGUCAGUGAAAGUGUGUGUCUGACACACAGUGUAUAUGUGUCUGUCAGUGAGUGUGUAUGUAUAUUUAGAAGGCUGGGUGGGGGAAGAGUGCCUGAGGCUGUUUUCUUUUACGGUUGUUAUGCCUAGGGGCAGCACAAAACCAGGAUACACCACUGGUGAUGUCACAACAUCACACAAAGGAACACACUAGAAUAAAAAUGGGUCCUAGAGUCUCCUUCUACUUAGAGGAUUAUUCAUUCUUUUCAAGGAGCCUACUUACUGCCACUUGUAAUAUUGCAAGGAAUGAGGACAGGAAGUGAAGAAAAUGGAUGAAAGUGUGUAAAUAUGGAUAUGAAAGAUGAUACUAAAUAGUGAGAGUGUGGGAUUAUGGCAUUAUGAAGGAAAAUGCUUAAAAAGAUGGCUUUAACAGUAGUAAGAAAACAGAUGCCUUGAGAAGAAGUGACUUAGAGAUGUGACUUGGGAGGAGAAACAAUUUAAAGACAGGAAAACAGUAAAUUAACAUUUUAUUGCUGGCCUUGUGGAGAAUAUGAUGGGAACAGCAAGAAAGUAUAAUUGCUGACUCACUGGCUGACAAGCAGUGGCCUAACUAGAAACCCCUGGGCCCCAGGGCGAAAAUUUCCCUGGGGCCCCCUGUAUGUGUCUCAUUUCCCCAUGUGUCUCAUUCCCUUCCCCCCAGCCCCUCCAUGUAAAACAUUCCCUGCCCCCAAAUCCCUCCACAUGUCUCAUUCCCCCCAAGUCCCUUAAUUUGUCUCAUACCCCCCAAGCUCCUCUGUGUCUCAUUCCCCCCAGGCACCUCCAUGUGUCUUUCUUCCCUCCACUCUUGCCCCUCCAUGUGUCUCAUUCCUCACCAAGUGUCUCAUUUGCUCCCCCCAGUCCCUCCAUGUGUCUCAUUUCACCCACAAGCCGCUCCAUCUGUCUUUCUCCCCCCUCCACUCUUGCCCCUCCGUGUGUCUCUCUCUCCCCCCUGCAGCCCCUUCAUUUCUCUUUCCCCCCCUGCCUUCACCUGCAGCGACUACAUUUCUCUCCGGCCUCCACUCCCCUGCAGCUUCUCGAUUUCUCUCUACCCCACCCUUUCCCUGCAGCCCCUCUGUUUCCCCCUUGCAGCCCCUCCAUUUCUCUCACUCCCUUCCCUGCAGACCCUCUAUUUCCCCCCUUGCCCUGCAGACCCUCCAUUUCUUCCUUCCUUCCCCUGCAGACCCUUAAUUUCUCCCCCCUUCCCCUGCAGACCUUUCAUUUCUCCCCUUCCUGCAGAUCUUCCAUUUCUGCCCCUUCCCCUGCAGACCCUCCAUUUCUCCCCACUGCAGACCCUCUAUUUCUCCCCUUGCAGACCCUCCAUUUCUUCCUCCCUUCCUGCAGACCCUUCAUUUCUCCCCCUUCCUGCAGACCCUUCACGUUUCUCCCCUUCCCCUGCAGACCCUCCAUUUUCCCACUGCUGACCCUCUAUUUCCCCAUUCCCCCCUUCCCCUGCACACCAUCCAUUUCUCCCCCUUUCCCAUGCAGAUCCUCCAUUUCUCCAUUGCCCCCUUCCCCUGCAGACCCUCUAUUUCUCCAUUCCCCCUUCACUUGCAGACCCUCCAUUUCUCCAUUCCCCCCUUCCCCUGCACAACCUCCAUUUCUCCCCCCUUAUUCUGCAGACCCUCCAUUUCAACCCCCCUCCUUCCCUUGCAGACCCUGCAUUUCAACCCCUUCCCCCUCCCCUGCAGACCCUCCAUUUCUCCAUUCCCCCCCUUAAUUGUUUGCAGCAAUUGCGGUACCAGCCUGAGUCUGACAGGAAUUGCCCUCUCAGUGAGCACUUCCUGUCAGACCGCUCGGCUGCACUACACACAACUGCAGGAUGGGAGCAGCACAAAACUUUUAAUGAGCAGAGCAUUGUUUUUCAUUUUGGUUUGUUGGUUUGUUUUUUGGGUGGAUAGAUACAUUUAUAUGUUUAGUAAACAGAUUCUAGUAUUUAGGAGCAAGAUAUACACAUUAUAUUUUUUAUAAUUUUUUUUUAAUUAAAGGGUCUAUUAUGAAGUUUUACAAAAAAAAACACAAAUAAUUUAAAGCAAAAGUGUGAAAUGCAAUUAUUUUCAGUAGCACACUUUUAAUCAGCACAGUCUGACUCUAAAAAUAAAAAAAAAUUAUCCCCAGAUGCCACAUUGGGUGCUAAUCUAAAGGGCAUCACAAUAAAACAAAUAAUUUUCCUCCUAUCGGAAGCCAGAUUGGGCACAAUGUUGAUUUGAAGCAUAAAAAAAUAGCUGAACCUGAAAAAAAAGAGUGGUUCCUACCCACGACUGUCCUGUAUCAAAGCUCGUAACCAACUGAGUGAGUCUGAAAUGGCCAACAGCGGGUGGGAAUAUGAUAGUGGUCUCACAGCAGGUAGCGGAGACCAUCUUGUAGCAAAAUCACAGCGGAACCCAUUUCUGUUUUCCGGGAACCCCGGGGUUCUGCUGAACACUAGUCGCUCUAUUUCAUGACUUCUAGAGAACAUUUGGCAAUAAUGUUCAAAAUAGGGUUCAAUGUUUUACACAAACCAAAUGCAACGAUGAUUAUAAAACUAUUGUCAAAAGCAUCUGCUAAAAAAAAAUUUAAUCACAUUAUUUAUUACAUAUGUACUUUAUUGAACCAAGGUGAUAAUUCGGAAGUAUUUAUUGAAUGUGACAUUAAUCUGCCUUCUUCGUUCCAGUCUUUGUAAUCUCAUAAUUCUUAAUUCCAUUAACAUCUUCUCCGUUAUCAUAUCUGCAGCUUACAAUAAAUGAGGCAGCAGCACAGUGUUGUGUGAGGGACAAUACACUACUUCUACGGAGAGUGGAGCUCUUCUCCCUAGCAAGGCAGGCAGCCCGGGAGAGCUCUUACCUUUCAUCUCUCAAGGGUUCCAAGUAAGUAGAGAUCAUAACAGAAAAAGAACAAUAAACCCUGGCACGCCUGACAAAAUACUGACUGAGAUAAUACCAUUGUUAAUACCAUUGUUUUUAAUGAUGUGCAUGUGUCUGGAAUUUUUCAAAUUUACAGAAAAUGUAGCCAGGUGGGUUGGGGCCAGAUUCAACAUAUCUGCAAUAGGGGGGAAAAAAAACAAUAACUUUCUCAAUUUGCUGUCCUCUGCAGGGGACACAAUGUGAUUCACUAAAGUGAGAAUCGUCAUGAAUUUAAAGUGAAUUUCACAUGUAAGGACAAGAUAACUGAACUGGAAACAUCUGUACUUCUAGUUAAGCUACUUUGGCCUUAAAAUUAAUAUUCACUAAACAUUCCUAUCCGUUCUCAAUUUAGUGAAUAACUCUGACAGAAGAGCUCACUCAAACAAACCAUGCAUCAACCAUUAGAUGUCCCACCUUAGAAACCAUAAACAUGCUAUUAGGCCUCCCAAAUGUCCUAAGUUUGGUGGAACAGUCGCAAUUUUCAGGUCCUGUCCGCUGUCCCUACUCCUGUCGCUGUCUUGCUUUUGGGGACACCAGGGCCCCAGCAAACAUAUCUUGAGCACGUCUUCACCGAAACAGUGCUCCCUGCAAGACCUGCCCUCAGUGAGCUGGCUUGAAUGAUGGACAGGCAACCUGGGGGACAUGACCUGCCAGUAACACGAUGGAUCUGCCUCUUUUCCAGGUAGAGCCAUUGACACAAUCGCGUCACUGGUACGUCACCUUUACCUCCUUCACACUGUGCUAUGGCAAUGAUGAGCGAAGAAAAUAAUUAUAGAAUAAUUUAAUUGUUCCUGUUGUACCCCAUGACACAGUAUUCCAACAUAGGGAAACCCCAAAAUAAUUUAUAUGCCAUAGCACAAACAAAUAUUACUUAUCUUUUUCAUUACAAAUGUCAAAUGAACUUGUUCUGGUUUUAUACAGUCAGAAUUUUUUUUAACUAAAUAUAUUUUUUAUCUGAGGCAAUCCCUGAGGCUGCAUUACAGCUUACAUGUGUCAUUAGCCCUUUCAUAGUAUUUCUGUGUAAUGGAUCCAUAUGUAACGGUCCAGGAUGUCUAUAUUAAGAGGAUGAGUUCUGUGUUAUAUUUGUUCAUGAGGCAGUAGGUUUAGACUAACCAAUAGAUGUAUAUGUACAUAUUUCAAUACUGAAGUAUAAUCAGGUCCUGGCUCUUCAACCCGUUUGUGUCCUCUGCCACUAUUGUUCUGUUAACUCAGGCAAGUAGUUGUGUUUCAUGGUCAAUAAUAUGAGUCUAAGGGGUCAUAAUUAUUGUUGAGCGGACACCUGGAUGUUCGAGUCCGGUGGGUUCGGCCGAACUUUGAAAAAAAGUCUGGGUUCGGGCUCGAACUUGACCCCGAACCCGAACCCCAUUGAAGUCAAUGGGGACCCGAACUUUUGGCCACAAAAAUGGCUCUAAAAAACUCCUGGAAAGGGCUAGAGGGCUGCAAAAGGAAGUAAAAUGGGGGUAAGAGUCGAACAAGUGCCCUGCAAACAAAUGUGGAUAGAGAAAUCACUUAAAAAUAACAUAAAUAAGCAGCCGCUUAGUAGAUAACCCACUAAUUCACACAGUAUUAGGGAGCUAUCAACCAAAAGGCUGAAAGACCUAAAUUGGUAUUUCAGCCACAUUUACUAACACUGUAAAAAAAACAAAAAAAAAACGGUUGGGGGUGCUAAAUAAGAAUGUGGAGGGGGGACCUACUAUCCUCCCCCCAACCCCCACCCCUGCGCGGUGGGUGGGGGCCCCAAAUAACAAUAAGGGGGGGAGCCUAAUGUCCUCCCCCCUGCCCCCAACCCUGCACGGCGGGUAAGGGCCCUAAAUAACAAUAGGGGGGGAACCUACUGUCCUCCCCUCCCCGGCCCCCACUCCUGAGCGGUGGGUGGGGGCCAUAAAUAAAAAUUGGGGGGGGGGGGACCUAAUGUCCUCCCCCCCCGGACCCUCCCACACACAAGACAUACAUGCAUACAUACAAAGACACAUACAUACAAACAGACAGACACACACACAUAAACUCAGACAGACACACAGACAUGUGUACAAAAAACGCUAUUGUGCAAAUAAAUGCCAAAUAGUUCAAAAUGUGGAGCGCUAUAACAAUAAAAUGAACACUUACUCCUGUGAUUCUCAGGAGAUAUAGGUGGUUAUAAGGAAGUCCUUAUACAUCCAUGUUAGGUAGGAAACCUCAAAAUGGAAACGAAAACAGGGAAGCAAUGCUAACCCUGGUGUAGAAAUCCUUGGUAUAAUAGAUGGUCAAAUAUAGAUAACAAUUGGCUUCUCACCUUGUCAGGAGCCAAUAACCGGGCUCCAAGUAUGCAGAUGUAGUGUCAAAUAUAGAGUGACACAACCCUUCUUUGCAGCAACAUGAAUAUAUCACUAGUCCACUUGAAUAAAAAAUAUAACAUUUAUUGUAAAUAUAACUUUAAAACAAAUCAAUAUACUCAAGUGCUAGUGCUUGGUCCAAGGCGCGUUUCGCCUAUGUAGUUCGGCUUUGUCAAUUGGUAAAUACAUGCUGCAAAUACAAACUUUAAAUAUCCCUUAGUGAAAGCUAAUUGGAGAAUGGCAUCCGUGAUACAUCCAAUCACGGCGCUCAUGUUGGUGGGAGUAUAGGGACUCAGCUGCUGAUAAUAUUCCCAACAUCGUGAUGUCAUCACGCACGACGACUCGUGCGUGUGACAUCACACGCGGAAGUAAAAUCUUCGUGAAAGUCACUUUAUUUUAGACAAACAGACAUACACACAUACAUACAAACACAUACAAACAGACAGACACACAGACACAUAUACAAAAUGUUUAUGUUUCCUCCUGUUUCCUACCUUUUAGGUGCAAGAGGGUGACUUUCCUUGGGGUCCAGUGGUGGCUCAGGUUGAUGGAAGUCAGAGUUCCCACUCUGACUCCCUUCUCUGCUUCCUCCCGCGCGGGCUCUGUGUAUGCUGGGAGGAGUGACCGCGGCAGUAACUUCCUCCCAGUGUGUGAUGUCAUCACAGGGGGCCUGGUCACACUGUUAAAGUUCCGCAGCAUGGGCCACCCGAUGGACUCCCUAAAACAGCGGCCCCUGCCUGCACAGCAAACAUGAUUGUGGGUACCCAGUCGCAGCUGCGACCCCAAUAUGUAAGCCACUGCAGGGGGCCCAAGAAAAUGCAUUGCCCAGGGACCUAUUCAUAUUAUAGACGGCCCUCAUUCACCCAUCAGGUUCAGGAAUUCUCACAUCUGUUUUUCCUGUUGAUACAAAAGAAGGCAAAAAAACGUCAGUCAGAUCUCUCCUUGGGUCAAGAAGCUAUUUCCCCACAAAUUAAAAAUAGAUUCCUGUAUAUUAUGUUUUUGCAAGUGUUCAUCCAGUUGCUCUAUAAGAAUCUGUACAGACUCUGAUAAAACCACCUCUUCGGGCAGAGAAUUCCACAUCCUUAUUGUUCUUACUGUACAAAUCUCAUUCCUUUCCCUUAGGCUAAAUCUCCUUUCUUUCAGUCUAAAUAUGUGACUUUUUGUCCUAUUAUAGUCCUGUUUAUGAAUAGAUUUCAGACAAUGAUUUAUAUUGGCCAUAAAUAUAUUUGUAUAAUGCUAUCAUAUCCCCUCUGAACUAAACAAAUUUAAAUGUGUUAUCCUUUAUUCAUAACUAAAAUGUUCCAUUCCUUUUAUUAAUUUUGUAGCCCGCCUCUGCACUUUUUCUUCUAGUGCCACAAUACUCCUCUUUAGAACAUGGGCCCAAAAUUGCAUAGUAUAUUCACAGUAUGGUCUUACCAUUAAUUUAUAAAGAGACAACAUUAUAUUUGCAACUGCUGAUUGGCAUUGCACAUUGUUGCCUAGUUUGUUGGCUAUAACAAUUCCCAAGUCAUUCUCGUGUGUUGGUAUUCCUAAAUCACUACCUUUUAUGGUGUAAAUUGCUUGUGCAUUCUUUACCCAGAAGUGCAUAACUUUGCAUUUAUCUACAUUAAAUUUAAUAUGCCAUUUGAGUGCCCACUCCCACAAUCUAUCUAAAUCCCUCUACAUCGAAGUAAUAUCCUACUCACACUGUAUUACUUGAGUGUUUUGUUUCAUCUGUAAACACAGAAACAUGACUUUCUAAGCCUAUUUCAAGUUCAUUUAUAAAUAUGUUAAAUAGAAAUGGUCCCAGCAUAGAACCCGAGGGACACCACUUACCAUUUUUGCCCAGCUUUAAAAUUUACCAUUAAUGACUCGUUGUACUCUAUCCUUAAGCCAAUGUUCUACCCAAGAACAAGAAUUUUCAUCUAGACCGAUUUCUUUUGGUUGGAUUACUAACCUGUUUUGUGUAUCAAACACCUUGGCAAAAUCCAAUUAGAUCAUAUCUAAUUAUACAUAUUAUGAUAACAUUAUACAAAUAUAUUCGUGGUCAAUACAAACCAUUGUGUGGAAAUCUAUUCACAAACCGGACUUUACAUAGGACACGAGGCCAUGCGUUUAGACUGGAAGAAAGAAGAUUUCGUUUAAGGCAAAGGAAAGGUUUUUUUUACUGUAAGAACAAUCAGGAAGUAGAAUUCUCUGCCUGACGAAGUGGUUUUAUCAGAGUCCAUACAGAUGUUCAAACAGCUACUAGAUGCAUACUUGCAAAAACAGAAUAUUCAAGGAUAUAAUCUUUCAAUGUAGGGUAAUAACUGCUUGAUCCAAAGAUAAAUCUGACUGCCAUUCUGGGGUCAAGAAGGAAUUUUUUUCCUAGCUUGUUGCAAAAUUGUGCUUCAAACUGGCUUUUUUUGCCUUCUUUUGGAUCAACAGCAAAAAACAUAUGUGAGGAAGGCUGAACUUGAUGGACGCAAGUCUCUUUUCAGCUAUGUAACUAUGUAAUAUCUACUGCAACACCCUGAUCUAUGCUUCUACUUACUUCUUUGUAGAAUGCAAUUAAGUUAGUGUGACAUGACCUAUGCUUCAUAAAACCAUGCUGAUUUUAGAUAAUAAGUGUUCUUCCAAAUGAAUUCCUGAAUAUUAUCCAUUAAUAACCCUUCAAAUAUUUUCCCAGCCACAGAAGUUUAGCUAUCGGGUCUAUAAUUUCCUGGCAAAGAUUUGAAUAUAGGAACCACAUCUGCCUUCCUUAAAAUGCCCCCAGUACAAUUCUUGAAAGAAAAGAAUCCUAAAAGAUUAAAAACAGAGGUUUCCACACUUAGCUCCUAUGAAUACCGUUAAGCCCUGGAACAUUGGUUACAAUAACUUUCUUUAGUUGUUGCAGCACCUUGCAGCAAUCAGUUGCCAUAGGAUCCACCUUAUAUACCGAGGGACAAAUAGUUAAAGUGUAUGCCUUUUCCUGGUCAUUAAGUAACACAACCACCUUUAGUAUACCUAUACAAUCAUUUUUUAUAUUUUUUUUAAAGAAUGUAUUUACUUUCAAAAUAAAAUUGGUUUUGCUCUCUUUUUCAAUCACCUUCUCAUUUUCUAGUACAGCCCAUGUAAUCACCCUUUUUAUUUUUGGCUUCCUUAUAUAAGAUGCCUCUGAUUUAUCUGAUUUAAAAAUUCUUCAAAUACCCUUUCUUCUUUUUAAUUUCUUGGUUUACUUUCCCACUCAGUCACAUUGGUUUCAGUUUGUUUCUUUUAUAUGUAUUAACCAAUGGUACAUGCUGAGACGUUUACCUUUCUGAUAUUAGAUUGAAGAUAUUCCAUUCAUCCUCUGGGUUUUAUUUUCACUAAAGAGCUUAUCCCAGUCAAUAGGUAAAGCUGCCCUAGUCUUAUUGAAUUUGACCUUUUAAAAAUGAUAUGUUUUAGUAUACCCCAUGUGUAUUUGCUUUCUUUGAGUUUAUUUUAAAAUACACUAUAUUGUGAUCACUAUUUCCCAAGUGUUCCCCUACUUUAAUGUUGGUCAAAAGAUCAAUAUUGUUUGUAACUUCCAGAUCCAGACAACUGUCCUUUAUAGUUGGUGCUCGUACCAGUUGUGACAUGAAGGUGUAUUUUGACAGGUUCAAAAACUUGAUUCCCGUUGCUGAAUUACAGAUGCUUCUCACUUACCAUCCUGGUUCCUUUCUGUUAAAGUUCCUAUUACUUUCCAUGACUGUGCAAAAGAGAACUGUACACUUGUCAAAUGUUAUUUCACAGUCUAGAACAUGACCAUUUUAACAAUCUAGAACAAUCUAGAACUAGUUCUAAUAUUCUGCUUUCUUACAGGCAAAAUUCUGAAGAUAUUGGUGUUCUUCAGACAAAAGUGCCUAAACAAGAGGUAAUUGUGCUGCAUGUGGGAUGUGAAUGUUUGAAGUGUGAUUUAAUUAAUGUAAAAUUCAGUCUCUAAAAUAAUACCAGAGUGAUACAAAUGCAAAAAAAAAAAAACAAUGUUAGGCACAAGGAUAUAUUGUUUUAUUCAUUUUGUAAGGCAUGUAAUGCCUUUACUUACAUAUGAUUAGUGAGGAGCACAAAUACACAGUAAAACAUGUUGCAUGCUAAAGAUAUAUACUUGUCAACGAUGGUUCUACCUCAGUACACCAACAUCAAUGAAAACAAAACUAAUUGGCCAUUGUCACAAUAAUCUGACACUGAUAGAAUUUGAAGUCAACAGCAACCAAACUUCUCCCACUCCAAAACAAUACAAAACAAACAUAUGAGGGUCCAAAUGAUGCCUUCUUAAUCUAAUUAAAUGUACACCCAGUAGGUCUUCUGCCUCCCUUCAAAAUCUAUGUUUCUUUCAUCUCUCAAUUGAUAAGGUAAGCAAUGAUUGUCUUCAUUUUGAAAAAUCAACUCAUGAUGUCCUAGCGAUCAGACAGCUGUAAACCAAUCACACACUGUAAAAUAUUAAGCAACAUUCUUAAUUAUAUAUGUGUUAUCCUUAAUAUAUAUAAACACAUCCUCCUCUUUUUUCAGCCGUUGGAGGGGGAAUCUGAAAGAGGGAUGACACCAGUUCGAAUUAGUCUUGAAGAAGACAGUGGAAGCUUGUCUGGCGAGAGCAUUGAUGGACAUCUGCAAGGUAAACACUAUACCAUCACAUCAGUACUAUUAAUAUCUUUUAAUUUACAGUAUUUCUAAAUCUUUAUGAUAACAAAAUUAUUUAACAUAUAUUAACAUACUAUGCUUUAUAUUUCAGGCUAACCCAUUUCUCCUAAAUGACCAGAAAUAGGAAGUGGUGCUUAGUAGGAUGUAUUUGCAAGAUUUAUAUAUUCUCAUUAGAAAAGUAACCAGAAAUUGAUCAUUCCUAUCAACUAUUGAGAGUAUUGAAGUUUUAUAUUAAUAAACUAACAGGGUGCCUGUCUUUACCGAGGUCACACAGUAUAGAUGCAGGGGUAAAAUCACAUGUUCAUAGUGGAAUAUUUCACCAGGUGGUUCUUUAUUUUGGAAAUCUGGAACAUAAGGCAAAGGCCAGGCUGAAAAAUUACCAGUUUUAGAAGCAAAAAGAAAAAGUUGCCAUAUUCAAAAAACAGAAAGUGGAAUUAAGUGAUUUCUGCUUAGUAUGGUCAUCAAUAAACACACCAUGGUAUGCUAAUGUUUAAACUGCUGAAAAGAUUGUGGACUAUGAUUAAAAGGAUUCUAUAACCCCCGGCAUGUAAAGGGUUUAAAAAACCCUUUGUGUACUCACCCAAUUCCAGCGCUGACAUCCCUCAGCGCUGGGUCGGUGAUCUGCCUCCUCUGACGUCAAUCAACUGGGGGCAAAUGUAUGAGCACUGCAAGCGCAUUAUGUCGUCCACGUAGGAGAGCAUUGCUUCAACAGAGUUUGAGGGUGUUAAGCAUCAGACAAACAAAAGUGUCCCUUGUGGCUGUCUGAUUCUCAGCCACUAGCAAUGGUCUUCUCAAAAACUGCAAUGAUUUACACUGCAGGACUAAGUUGGACAGGGGCAUUGCACCCACACCACUACAAUGAGAGGAAGUGGUCUGGGUGCCUAAAAUGUCUCUCUCGGGAGACAAAAUGCAUUAAACCCUGUUGCCUAUAGUCUAUUUAUUUUGUUUGUUUUUAUAUGUUUUAAUGUAACUACAUUGUUUUAUUUUUAUUGUUUUGUUUGUUUUAAUGUGAUUACAUUAAAGAGUUUGAAUUUUAGUUAAGGGAUUAAACUAGUUUGAAGAGAGCUAUUCAAUUUCUGUUUAUGCAGAUGGAAAGAUGACUAAUGCUUACCAUUGUACACUUAUUUGGCUAUAUUGUUAUUACAUUUCUGAUCAUCCUAUAUUAUGAGUUACACAAGUCUUUGAUUAGGGAAAAUGAUUUGUAAUACGUGAAUCUUCUUCUACAGCUCUGGCUAUGAGAAUACCUUCCUCUCCUGGAGCACUUCCAGCGGAUCUUUCUCUUGCUUUGCCCCAUCCUGGCCCUUGGAGUAGACAACUUCUUCAGCAGACACUGAUGGAUGAGGGUUUACGAUUGGCAAGGCUAGUGUCACGUGACCGUUUGGGACGCCUCAGUCUAUGUGUGUCUGGUCCGCAUCAUGUCACAGGUGAGGAGGGUCAAUGUCUAAUGCAUCUUUUGAGACAGGAGCAAAACAGAGAAUGUUGCUGAUAACCAGUGAUGAGUUAUUACGAUAAGACUCGUAUCCGCAUUUAGACCACAUGACGCUAGUUCUUCCUGUUGUACUGUAUUAGUUUUGAUCUGAUUCGUGGUGUACUUCAGUCAAAUUAUUUACUAUAUAAGUGUGUUCUAAUAAUUCAUUAAGUGCAUCAAGAGCUUCAGUUCUUUGUUUUGCAAAGUGGACCAUUUUAUGUCUAAAAUCUUGUCUUAUAGCAUGUGCAUCUGACUAUUCCUUCAUUGAAAUAUGACCUUGUAUCUUUUAUUAUACAGUGAGUGGAGUUCUGAGGAAAGGUGUUAGCCAGAAGUACUGAUAUCAUUAGAUUGAAUUUAUUGCAGUUAAAAGGUAUACUAUAUUGUUGUAUUCCUAACGCUAUAGUGUAUUCCUAACACUAUAAUGUUUCACUCUUGACUUAGAUUCAAGCUCCACUAACUCACAUAAAAAAAGAAAACUGAAAAGGGUUUUACAUACACAUUUUCAGCACUGUGACUCACUCCAUCCAGUUGCCUGCUCCACCUCAGGUGACAUUUUCCUGAAGGUUGACUCAUUUUCGGUCUGUUUCAAGGUCUAACUCAGUGUACUUGAGCCUUCUUUCAACCAAGAUUACUCUGAAACUGAGGUUAUGUUGUUACAGAAACAUGAUGUACGAUGCAGUUUUUUUUGUUGUUGCUGUUUUUUCUCAAUUGAGUAACUGUAGUUUAAAAUAUGUAAUUCAUAUUGACUUUACUUUAAAUUUCAAACAAUUUACAUGUUAACCAUUAAUCCUGUAUGUAUAGUUUACAAAUAAUAACAAUUUAUUUUACAGAAACACAAACUCAAUAUAGUUCAUAAAUGGCACACACUCACUCAAUUUAAACAGCGGACACAUACCGUACAUAUUUAACAAAACAACUAUCUCUUUUUAGGGAUAGUAAGUGAUACUAUGUAGUGCCUAAACAAAAAGCAGCUCAACACAUAGAGCGGAAUACCCUUAUUUCCACAAUCAAUCUAAAAUACUGUGUGUGACUAUAAGCUAUACACAGUAUAUACUUUAAAAUAUAUGUAUAAAAUAUACACCAACUGGUGGAGCGCUAUAUAAAUAUAAUAUAGUGGAGGGGUCCACUUACCCCAUUAAUGCAAUAACACACUUGGGAAUAUGCACUUGGAGACACAUAUAAAGAGAAAAAGAACACUAUAUAUUUCAGUUUUUUUCUGUUUAUAUGUGUCUCCAAGUGCAUAUUCCCAAGUGUGUUAUUGCAUUAAUUGGGUAAGUGGACCCCUCCACUAUAUUAUAUUUAUAUAGCGCUCCACCAGUUGGUGUAUAUUUUAAAGUACAUACCGUAUAUAGUUUAUAGUCACACACAGUCACAAAAUGCAAUUUGUAAGCAAUGGGAUUGAUUCACUUAACGCAUAAUUAUAGCAAACUGCAAUCUGAAUUGCAGGCUAAAUUGUGAAUAUAAAAAUAAACAAAAAAAAUAAACAAUGUGUGCUUUUCCCCAAAGUUAUACUGAAAUAAAGCACCUGCAGCACUCGUGGACACCCUACGCAGCAAAGCAACACACGCUUUAUAAUCUAAUUGUAUAGUAACCAAUACCAAACAAGGUGCAAGUGGAGCACUAAAUAAUUUAGUUGACUUACACCUAUUUUACUUGAGGUUUCAUAUGUGAUAUGUAAAAUGGAAAACAUAAACAAUAGUGUAACACUAUUAUAUCAUCAUAUUACAUAUAUGAUAUGUAGUGAUGUCCCGAACGGUUCGCCGCGGACUCAUCAUUGAGUAAACUUUGACCCUGUACCUCACAUUCAUUGUGAAGCUGCAUUCUUAGUGAGCUGUCCAGGAGGUGGGAGGGUCUGGGAGGGAGGGUCUGCUGCUGAUUGGCUGGAAUGUGUCUGCUGACUGUGAGGUACAGGGUCAAAGUUUACUCAAUGAUGAGUCCGUGGCGAACCGUUCGGCGAACCGUUCAGGACAUCACUAAUGAUAUGUAAAGUGAAAAACAUAAACAAUAGUGUAAUACAUAGUUACAUAGCUGAAAAGAGACUUGCGUCCAUCAAGUUCAGCCUACCUCACAUUUGUUUUUUGCUGUUGAUCCAAAAGAAGGCAAAAAAACCCAGUUUGAAGCACAAUUUUGUAACAAGCUAGGAAAAAAAAUCCUUCUUGACCCCAGAAUGGCAGUCAGAUUUAUCCUUGGAUCAAGCAGUUAUUACCCUACAUUGAAAGAUUAUAUCCUUGAAUAUUCUGUUCUUACAAGUAUGCAUCUAGUAGCCGUUUGAACAUCUGUAUGGACUCUGAUAAAACCACUUCCUCAGGCAGAGAAUUCCACAUCCUGAUUGUUCUUACAGUAAAAAAAACCUUUCCUUUGCCUUAGACGAAAUCUUCUAUACUACUAUAAUACUAUAAAUACUACUAUAUCAUAUCAUGUUACAUAUGAUAUGUAAAAUAAAAAACAUAAACAAUAGUGUAAAGUGCAAUGAAAUUUUUAAGUGCAAAUUCUGCAGCAAGCUAUUCAGCUUACAUUUGAAGAAACCUAAAUAAACUGUCUCUGAUCUUAAGGGCCUCUGCGCUUUUAAGGUGACACACCACCUUUUUGCUCAGGUCUCUCAGCGUAAUGGCCAGACUAGUGUAGUAUUUGAGGAAAUGGCAGAGUGCAGAGUAGAACACAUAGCUUAUAAUAAGAAUUGACAAGAAUUUUAAACCAAAUAGAUGUGUUUCAAUUAGUGUAUUCUGGAUUUAAAUUUAAAAUUCAACUUGAAUUCUUGACAUUGCACGCAAAACUGAUUAACCCUGAUUAAAAUUCUUAUAUUUCAGAAUGUGAUGAUGGGGGAUCAGAAGGUAGCCCAAGUUUGCCAGUUUCGCCACAGAUUAAGGAACUUCGAUCAAGGAAUGGAAAGGGGCAAGAGGAAAGCAAUUGAGAAGAUCCCAAUGCCAGAAUUCUGCAGACUCUAGGUGAUAAUUGUCAUAAUAAACAGCAAAUUCAUCAAAAUGACCUCUAGAAUGUGAAACUCCACUUCAUUAACCCCUUAAGGACACAUGACAUGUGUGACAUGUCAUGAUUCCCUUUUAUUCCAGAAGUUUGGUCCUUAAGGGGUUAAUGAGGAAUUACAGAAAAAAGCUACAACAGAAAUUCACUUAUAGUCUUGAGUGCCAGACAUAGUUUUAUAAAGGGUGUGACACAAAGCUGUAUUCCUACUCUGCCCCCCACUUCACUUGCACUUUUCCCCAGCAGUUAAAGGGUUAAAAAAACAUUACUCACUUAUCUUAUUCCAGAGCUGAGGUCUCUAGGCGCUGGCUCCAUCUACGACUCCUUCGACAUCAGUGCUGAACCUAAUGUGCAUGCAAGGUGAGCGCUGUGCAAGCGUUAAGCCUUCAACAUAGGGAUGCAUUAAAUUAAUGCUUUACUAUGGGGUUUUCCUUGACACUGUAGUGUUCUUUUACGUAGUCAGAUUCCAUGAACAAGCAGGAAGCUGUUUCACAGCAACUAGAUGCAGUCUUAGCAUUGCAAUGUAAAAAUUGCAGAUUCUCAAAAAAAAAAUGCAAAUGGAGAGGACAAGAAAACUGCAGCCAGACAUAAGUGCCUAUUCAUACAUCUUACAUAAUAACUGUCCAUGGGAGAUUGCGUAAAGCAGUUUCAUUCACAUAUUUUUAUAAAUUAAACUCCUGUGGAAAUUCAAACUGCAUAUCUUAAACCAUGCUUGCCAUUAGCUAAUUUCUUUGUCCAUUAAAAUAAUGGAUAGGGGAACCCUGGUUAAGAGACACUAAUCCGGGGACUUUUCAUCAAAUGUAGGCACUUUACAGGUAAGGGUUAGUUUAUAGAUAGAAUGUAAUUUUCAUGCAAAAAGUAAUGCAUUAAAGGGUCACUGUAGUCACCAAAACAACUUCAGUUAAAUUAAGCAGUUUUGGUGUAUACAGUGAGGAAAAAAAGUAUUUGAUCCUCUGUGAUUUUGAACAUUUGCCCACUGACAAAGAAAUGAUCAGUCUAUAAUUUUAAUGGUAGGUGUAUUUUAACAGUGAGAGACAGAAUAACAAAAAAAAAUCCAGAAAAACGCAUUUCAAAAAAGUUAUAAAUUGAUUUGCAUGUCAAUGAGUGCAAUACUUAUUUGACCCCUUUGACUUAGUACUUGGUGGCAAAACCCCUGUUGGCAAUCACAGAGGUCAGACAUUUCUUGUAGUUGACCACCAAGUUUGCACACAUCUCAGGAGGGAUUUUGUACCACUCCUCUUUGCAGAUCCUCUCCAAGUCAUUAUGGUUUCAAGGCAUUAUGCCAUUUUCAAUGAGCUUGCUGAGGGAAGCAGGAUCUCACAUGGUCCCGUCCAUCGUCCCUUUGAUGCAGUGCAAUUGUCCUGUCUCCUUAGUAGAAAAACACCCCCAAAGCAUAAUGUUUCCACCUCAUGUUUGACGGUGGUGAUGGUGUUCUUGAGGUCAUAGGCAGCAUUCCUCCUCCUCCAAACAUGGCGAGUUGAUGUCAAAGAGCUUGAUUUUGGUCUCAUCUGACCACAACACUUUCACCCAGUUCUCCUCUGAAUUAAGAUGUUCACUGGCAAACUUCAGACAGGCCUGUACAUGUGCUUCCUUGAGCAGGGGGAACUCGCGGGCGCUGCAGGAUUUCAGUCCUUCACGACAUAGUGUUACCAAUUGUUUUCUUGGUGACUAUGGUCACAGCUGCCUGUACUAUGGUGCCAGCUGCCCAGCUGCAUUAACAAGAUCCUUCCGUGUAGUUCUGGGCUGAUUCCUCACCAUUCUCAUGCUCAUUGAAACUCCACAAGGUGAGAUCUUGAAUGGAGCACCAGACCGAGGGAGAUUGACAGUUAUUUUGUGUUUCUUCCAUUUGCGAAUAAUCGCACCAACUGUUGUCACCUUCUCACCAAGCUGCUUGGCGAUGGUCUUGUAGCCCAUUCCAGUCUUGUGUGGGUCUACAUUCUAUGGACAGCUCUCUGGUCUUGGCCAUGGUGGGGAGUUUGAAAUUUGAUGGAUUGACUGCUUCUGUGGACAGGUCUCUUUUAUACAGGUAAUGAGCUGAGAUUAAGAGCACUCCCUUUAAGAGCAUUCCCUCAGCUCGUUACCGGUAUAAAAGACACAUGGGAGACAGAAAUCUUGCUGAUUGAUAGGGGAUCAAAUACUUAUUUCACUCAUUGACAUGCAAAUCAAUUUAUAACUUUUUUUGACUUUUUGUUUGUCUGUUUUUAUUUUUUUUUGCUCUUCUUUCUCACACUGUUAAAAUACACCUACCAUUAACAUUAUAGACUGAUCAUUUCUUUGUCAGUUGGCAAACAUUCAAAAUCAGCAGGGGAGCAAAUACUUUUUUUCCCUCACUGUAGAUCAUGCCCCUGCAGUCUAAUUGCUCAAUUCCCUGCCAUUUAGGAGUUAAAUCACUUUUUUUAUGCAGCCUUAGUCACACCUCCCUGCAUGUGACUUACACAUCUUUUCCAAACACUUAAUGUAAAGUGUCCUCUAAUGUUUAUCCUUCCUUUAUUGCAUAUUCUGUUUAAUUUAGAUUUUCUUAUUUCCUGCUCUGUUAACAGCAUACUAGACCCUGCAGGAGUCUCCUGUAUAUAAUUAAAGUUCAAUUUACAGAGCAGGAGAUACAAACUUUUAAAAUACCUUACAUCUGAUUGAAAAUUAAACCAUUUUGUUUCCAUGCAGGCUGUGUGAGUCAUAGCCAGGGGAGGUGUGGCUAGGGCUGCAUAAAAAGAAGCAAAGUGGUUUAACUUCUAAAUGGCAGUGAAUUGAGCAGUGAAACUUCAGAUGCAUGAUCUAUACACAAACACUGCUUUAUUAAAGGAACACUAUAGUCACCUAAAUUACUUUAGCUAAAUUAAGCAGUUUUAGUGUAUAGAUCAUUCCCCUGCAAUUGCACUGCUCAAUUCACUGUCAUUUAGGAGUUAAAUCCCUUUGUUUCUGUUUAUGCAGCCCUAGCCACACCUCCCCUGGCUAUGAUUGACAGAGCCUGCAUGAAAAAAAAACUGGUUUCACUUUCAAACAGAUGUAAUUUACCUUAAAUAAUUGUAUCUCAAUCUCUAAAUUUAACUUUAAUCACAUACAGGAGGCUCUUGCACGGUCUAGCAAGCUAUUAACAUAGCAGGGGAUAAGAAAAUCUUAAUUAAACAGAACUUGCAAUAAAGAAAGCCUAAGUAGGGCUCUCUUUACAGGAAGUGUUUGUGGAAGGCUGUGCAAGUCACAUGCAGGGAGGUGUGACUAGGGUUCAUAAACAAAGGGAUUUAACUCCUAAAUGGCAGAGGAUUGAACAGUGAGUCUGCAGGGGCAUGUUCUAUACACCAAAACUGCUUCAGUAAGCUAAAGUUGUUCAGGUGACUAUAGUGUCCCUUUAAGCUAAAGUUGAUUUGGUGACUAUAGUGUUCCUUUAAAAAUGGGAUGAACGUAAGCCUUGAUUAGCUCUUUAAUGUCUACUGGGCUUCAGGGGAACAAGAGCCUAAUUCUGCCAGGAGGCCAAAAUUGUUGUUAGUCUUUUUCUGUUGAUAGAUCACUUAUCAAAGAGAAAACAUAUUCAUCAGAGAUAAAACACAUUUGGGCGAGUAAUUUUUAUGGUUUCUUUUCUUUUUUUUCAGAUGGAUUCCAUGACCUUCUAGAGAUCACGGCAGAUUCUGUUUUGGCUAUCUCUUGUAUUUACAGAAAACUGAUGGAUUCCUCUACUGAUAUCUCCCAGGGAUUGGUCAGCAAAGCAAUAACCAUGAUCAUGUUGUAAUAGUCAGAAUAUUGACUAUUCCUUGUAGACAAUGAAAAGUCUGUUGAUAUGGACAAAAUUAUUACAGCUUUAAUCUCUUUAAUCUCUCUUAAUAUAAAGGAAGCCAGAAAAUAACAUCACAACAUACUAAAAAUCUAUAUAAAAAUGCAAAUGUUUAUAUUCUGCCUUGGAAAAUAGACCAUAGUGUGUCAUUAGUUGGUAGCACCAGUUUAAACCCAAUCUUCAUGAAAAUGUGUACAUUCCAAAACUUGUCAGUGUUGAGCUUCUUAAAGGAGACUUGCCAUGCUUAUGGUGUAUUGUGGUAAUUUCCUGGCAAAUUUAUUGUUAUAUUGUUAUUGUGUAGUCUCAGACCUUAUAUUAACUUCAUCCCAUUAUUAUGUCUGAGAAAGGACAUUCCUACUGAUAGCUUACAUAUGUGGCAGACCCAACAAAAAUGACUGCUUUUAAAUAAAUACUAUCCGUUUAAAUAAAACAAUAAACAAAAAGCUUAAAUGAUCACUAUAGUGUCAGGAAAACAAACUCGUUUUUUUGACAGUAUAUAACCCUUAGCUCCCCCCCACCCUCCAGGGCCCCCCUUCAGCCACUUACCUUUAGCCAGCGCCGGGCUCCCUAGGCGCUGGUGACCUCUCCUCCCACUCCAACAUCAGCUCCUGAGUGGAGCGGAAUGCGCAUGCGCGGCCAGAGUUGUGCACGCAUUAAAAACGCCCAUAGGAAAGCAUUUCUCAAUGCUUUCCUAUGGACGUUCUGCAUGCUGAAUGCGAUUUUCACAUUCAGCAUCGCAAACACGUCUCUAGCGGCUAUCAGGAAGACAGCCACUAGAGGCCGGAUUAACCCUGCAAUGUAAACAUAGCAGUUUCUUUGAAACUGCUAUGUUUACAUCUGAAGGGUUAAAACCUAGGGGACUUGGCACCCAGACCACUUCAUUGAGAUGGGUUACUAUAGUGGUCCUUUAACCCCUUAAGGACCAAACUUCUGGAAUAAAAGGGAAUCAUGACAUUUUACACAUGUCAUGUGUCCUUAAGGGGUUAAGUCCAUAGAACAUUAAUCAAGAUAGACAUGAUCUUCUCUUUGGGCCCAAAAAUAUUUUACAUGUUCUCUAAAUAAAUUACAAUAUUUUUAGAUUUGAGGCUUGCAGAUAGAUCUUCUAAAACAUUCUAUAUAGGUUUGUUUAUGUGUGUCAUCUAAGUAUUAGUAUUUCAUAUAGUAAUGCACCUUAUAUCAUAAAAUAUUUUAAAAAUUCUCACAUACUCUUUAUAAUUCUGAAAUGUCUUGUCUCGUGUGCAGCCUGUUAUCCUCGUUUCUGUGAUACAUUAUUUAUUGGUGCAUAUGGUCUUAAAGAACCACUUAACACAACACGUUCUACUAUAGAACGUGAUGUGUUCUGUAUGUUGGACCAUAACAAAUGUAUCAGGAUAUAUAUUUUACAUUUAUUUGAUAGGGACAGAAUUGAACUAAGCCUUUAGGAAGUGUGUAGGGAGGCUGCGAUGUUCAUAGCCAAAGGAGUGUGGCUUUUGAGGUUGUUUAACUUUUAAACUGUACAGUAUUGAGCAGUGAGAUUGUAGGGGCAUGAUUUAUGCACUAAAACUACUAAAUGAAGCUGCCGUGGUAUUGGUAUUUAUAUUAACCCUUAAAGGUUUGAGGGACUUAGGGUUAAUUUUACAAAUUAAGUGAGUUAAUGCUCCAGGAUCCAAAACCCUAAUUCUUCCUUUACCUUAAAGCACCUAACCGCAAGCUUGCCCUAACCUGAAAUGCCACCUAAGUCUCCUUAACCCUAACUAUCCCUAAAUCGACUGCAUGGGAUACAUUUCAGUCAUUAUAAACUAAUGUAUAAUUAUAUGGAAAAAUUAAGGUGAAAAAGGUACAUUUAAAAAAAAAACCCUGCAAAAACUCCCUAAAAACUGAUUUCUCUGCACAGUGGUAACAAUAAUAGUCAACACCCAACAGGCGUGUGCUUUAAACAAUAAAUCCGAGAAUAUUUAUCUUUAAAGGGACUCUAUAGUCACCAGAAUGGUUGGUGUUCACUAUAGGAUCAGGAAUACAUGUUUGUGUUCCUGACCCUAUAGUGAUCCUUUAAGAUACACUAUCUUCCAAUAAGUGAAAACAUAUGUAAAAAAAAAAUUAUAAUACACCAUAUAGUGCUACUCAGAUGUGGUAAUGUUGGUGUAAACAACAUACAAUACUGAUAAUUCUAUUUUGGAUCAAUAGCUACAAGGAAUUUAAUUAUACAAUAUAAUGUUACUAUAUCUUUAAGAGGUGCUGUUGAAAACAAUAUGAUACGUUGAAAACCUAUAAGUGACAGAUAAAGCUGACAGACAUGUGAGUAAAAUGUGUAUAUUUAGCAAGAGACAGAAAUUGGCAACAGAGAAAGGUAUGAAAAUAGUCUGGAAUGUUGGCACCUUCCUUUUUGAGUUGGCAGUUAUAAUGACUGCAAGGUAUGGAACACCAAGGUGAACCAAAACAUUAACCGGCUGAUUUUGGCUGUGUGUGCAUAUAUCAGAGCCGAGUGUAGCGUCUGAUGUCACCUGUUUCUUCGAUCAUUUACAAGAUUAUUUUGAUACCUUUCCCUCUUGCCAAUUUCUAUCCUAGAUAAGGGAUAUUACAGCACUGUAUUAUUAUCCCAUAGCGAGUGGGCACUAGGAACUCUUACGAAAAUGUCUAUGGUUUUAAGGAAAAGGAGAGAUCAAAUUAGUUUUUUUUACUAUUUGCCAGCAGUAUCAAAGUGUAUUGUGUUGUGAGAGUGAGUAAACAAAGUUAUUUAACAGCACAUUUCAUUAAUACAAAGACAUUCAUAACUGCAGAAAUCCUGCUUUUAAUUUCAGAGUAAAAUAAUGGAACACUUCAAUGCAAAAAAAAUAAAAAAUUAGUAUUUUUAUUUAGUAAAUAUAACCACAAGAAAGCAUACAUUUAUUUCUGCAAUUUUUCUUUGGGGGAGGUUUGUUUGCAGUCUCUGCAAUCCCUUCUAUCUUUAACUUAUGACAGAGUUUCAGUCUGUCCUGGGAAAUACUCCAAUCAGAGGCUUUAGUACAGCUCACUGAAAAGGGGAGAAGGUAGUUAACUGCUAGCACAGCAAGUUGCUACUUCCAUUAGCUCUGCGGAGUGUCCCAUUAGACUGCCACUAGUGACUGUCUUCCAGACAGUCAGUAGAGGUACUUCCUGGCCGUUCACAAAGUUUAACUCAGUAAAAAAAACAGUGGAUGUCCUCACGCUUUGCAUGAAGAAAUCCCACCAUCUUGAAAAUCACCAUAGGGAAGCAUUGAUUCAAUGCUUUUUUUAUGGGGAAUCCCUUUACUGAGAGGGUAGUGGAUGCAUGGAAUAGCCUUCCAGCUGAAGUGGUAGAGGUUAACACAGUAAAGGAGUUUAAGCAUGCGUGGGAUAGGCAUAAGGCUAUCCUAACUAUAAGAUAAGACUAGGGACUAAUGAAAGUAUUUAGAAAAUUGGGCAGAAAAGAUGGGCCGAAUGGUUCUUAUCUGCUGUCACAUUCUAUGUUUCUAUGUUUCUAUUUUGCACCUGUCCCAGUGGCCAAUUCUUGCAGCAAAGAAAGGGCUAAAAACACCUUUCAUUCACGUACCUUAUUACAGCAUUAAAGUCCUUUGGCCCUGGCUCCGUCACCGCCUCCUCUAAAAUCAGCACAGAGGAACUUAUCCUGGAAUAAGGUAAGUGAUUUCAAGUUUUUUUUUAACCCUUUAAUUGCUGCAAGAGAGGGUUGCAGGACAUUAUAGUGUUUGGUUUACAAAGCUGUAUUCCUAACAGUAUAGUGUUUCUUUAACGGAAGCAUAAAAAAACUUAUCUGGCUGAUUUCUAGACCCCCCAAUUUAUAAAAAUACACCAUUUCUAUUGAAAUUAGUACUUUUCUAAACUGUUGUGAAUGUGACAGGCUCCAGACAAACAAAGCACUUCAGCUUCAGAAAGAUUUGUAUGUGUGGAGUUGGUUCUUUAAAUACGGACAUACUGAUCUUGACUGCAGAGUAAAACUGAUAUGCUUAUAAAAGUUUGGUGUAAGUAGACUAUUCUAAAAAAAAAUUAAUCAUGGCGGAGACUGGCUAAACUUGUUCUAUUCUCUUGUCUGUAUUUGUAAAUAUCUGUGAGUACUCACUUGUUAAAAAUAAAUAUAUGCUUAACAUUAUGUUUGACAAUAGAAAGCUUUUUCAAUUAUUUGGAUUUAUUUCGAUAACAUCAAUAAUGCAUCAUUAAAUAAUUGACUAGCUACAUAGAAUGUCUUCUCUGUGCCUAAUUUUGUCUGUAGACGUAUACAGGGUAUUAAAAAAAAAUAUAUAUAUAUCCCUUUAACACGCUGAAAUGUUUGACUAUGUAUCAAUAUUCACAGUAUCUGUCUUGUUAAAUGUAACUGUAGAAAACCAUAGACCAUUAUUAAAUGUAUCUAGGAAAAACACGUCUUGUACUGUGUCACAUACCAGAGGAGCUCACUGGUGAUUGGUAGCAAAUGUAGUUCUGUGUGUAUUCUGUUCACAACUUAUAGUAUUAGCAUUUUAUUUUGUUGUACAGUAGAUUAUUUAUUUUGUUAUUUGAAUCAAUAAAGGUUUUUUUUACGGCUCACUUCCUGUGGUACAUAUUUUCUUACAUUAAAGCAGCAGUGUCAAUUUUCAGGUCUUGUUUUUAAAUGAAUCCUUAUUUGUCUCAUUCUUCCCCCUUGUUUUAAUUUUAUUGAACUUCAUCUAUACAUAAGAAAGAGUAGG